AUGGAUGCAUUGAGAGCAUUUAGAAAUGGGUCACUCUCGUCCAGUUACUCUGCUCCUGCCAGAUGGGAUCCCUUCCGUCGUCCCCUGGACUCCAUCCAGCCCUGGCAGUUCAGCCUCCUGGCAGCAGUGAUGCUGCUGGUGACCUCCCUGUCACUCGCUGAGAACCUGGCUGUAAUCCUGGUAACUUUUAAGUUCAAGCAAUUGAGACAACCUGUCAAUUAUAUUAUAGUCAAUUUGUCUGUGGCUGAUUUCCUGGUCUCACUGACUGGUGGUACCAUCAGCUUUCUAACAAAUCUAAAAGGUUAUUUUUUUAUGGGAUACUGGGCUUGCGUAUUGGAAGGAUUUGCUGUCACAUUUUUUGGCAUUGUAUCUCUCUGGUCUCUGGCUCUGCUGGCUUUCGAGCGGUACGUGGUGAUCUGCCGCCCGCUGAGAAACACACGCUUGAGGGGGAAGCACGCAGCUCUAGCUAUUGUCUUUGUGUGGAGUUUUUCCUUCAUUUGGACCAUUCCACCAACAGCUGGUUGGAGCAGUUACACCACCAGUAAGAUUGGAACUACUUGUGAGCCUAACUGGUACUCAGGAGCUUAUGCUGACCGUACCUACAUUAUCACAUUCUUCACCACCUGUUUUAUAGUGCCCUUACUGGUGAUUUUGGUAUCCUAUGGAAAAUUGGUGCAGAAGCUAAAAAAGGUGUCAGAUGCACAAGGCAGGCUGGGAACUACCAGGAGACCUGAAAGACAAGUGACUAGAAUGGUUGUUUUUAUGAUCAUUGCCUUUCUAAUCUGCUGGAUGCCAUAUGCUACCUUUUCUGUCCUGGUCACUGCAUAUCCCUCCAUUGAGCUGGAUCCUUGUCUGGCAGCAAUUCCAGCUUUCUUUUCCAAAACAGCUACCGUUUAUAAUCCAAUUAUUUAUGUUUUUAUGAACAAACAGUUCAGGCAGUGUCUGAUUCAAAUGUUCAGCUGCAGUGCCAUAGGAACUGCAGAGUCCAACAUAAACCUGACUUCAGAGGGAGCAGGGCUAACCCAGGACAGAAGAGGCAGUGAGAUGUCCCCCAUGGCAGCUCACAGCACCAUUUCUAAGAGGAAAACCGGAGAUGAACACAGAAGGCAACAAUCUUUGGCUCUGUUGACAGCUUCAGAAAACGGCAUGUGUCCCAUGUAAAGUGGGAGGUGAGGUUGUUCAUGCAAUGCUGCAGUGUAUUUCAUUGUUACAAUCACUUAAAGAUUUGCACAGGAUGGUCCUGUGGACACCAGAUUUGAGAUCCCUCAGUGUGUUUAAGGCUCUCCAGGUGCUAACACCCAGCCAUGAGGUGAGUCCCUUCCUCCACUGCAUUCCUCUUCCCAGCCCACAAUCAACUUGCAGCAGGCAGUGGCACCACACUGCUGUGUCUCUCUCCCUCCAGUCCUGAAGUCCCUGGUUCUGUUUGUCACAUCCUCACUGCUUUUUUUGGGCUGCUGAUUCCAGAACAAAUUAUUAACUUGUUAUUACAUCUCCACUUUCAGAAGCAAGGACUAUAACACAAAUAUUGCUUCUGUAAACAGCGAAAAGUAAUGGAAAUCGCCAGCUUUGUGUGGCUGUAUUCCACCUCAUAUUUAAUUCACACAAUGAAGUGUAGCAAUACACUGAGCUUUAGUGGAAUGUCACUUGCACAUGAAAAGCCAAACCAGGUUAUGAGUGUCAUUAAGACAGACUUCUGUUUUACACAGUGGGAUUGUUGUAUGUAAUGUUGCUAAGAGCUAAGUUUGUGCUAAGGCACUUUAGAAUUUUAAUCCUAUAUAAAAUCUAUCUUUAAUUGAAUGCAUUUUAGGAGAAAAGGCAAAGGCUGACUGUAUUUAAAUGCUUUAGAAUGGAAAACCAUUAUUUCUAGAGAAGAUGUUAGUACAAUGCCAGUUGAAAGAAAUGUUGUUCCAUAGUGGUAUAGAGAAGCUACACUAGCUCCACCCUGUACAGGCCUUAGCUAUAGAAAUGUGAUAUGGAAUAAAUCAUCCAUGGUUCUUCAAACUUCAAAAAUUUUGAAGUUUUGCUUCAAAAAAUAGAAUUAUUUUACACAGAAUAAAGAAAUUUUGUUUCUAUCAGAUUUUUUUUUCUGCUUUCUGUUAAGUUAGUGUUUGAAAAACUGUAUUGCCUUGAAAAAGAGUGGUUCUGCCUGAGGUACCUGUGGUCAAAACUAGUCCCUGAGCAGCACCUUGCUGACUUGGAAAUCAAGGAGCAUUCCUGCAGCAGUGGAGAUGCUGGGGCAUCAGGAAAAGGUAACACAGACACACAGCACAAUCAUAUGCUGAAACCCUGGUAUGCUGCAGGGUCUGGUUUCUGCACAAUUCCCCUGCCCAUGAAGGUGAGCUGCAGCUUCCUGCUGGGUGGAGGGACAGGCACAGGAGGGUGUCCCUGAGACACUCUGGCCCUGGAUGCCCAAGGACUGCUUGGCCACCCGUUCAUACCCAUGGACAGUCAUCCUCUUUGUUUUGCAUCUUACAAAAGCCCUUUGAACCUUUUCUACAAGGUGUCUUUUGCAGAAGGAGAGGAGAGUUAGCAAGCACUAGACCCUUUCCUGUUUUCUGAUUAGAAGGAUGUUCAGAUCCAAUUGCCCUGAUUUCAUUUUGGGAUGGUAAUGUCCAAAGAGAGGGGUUAGUCUAUAAAUAAAAUCAUGAGCUGCACAUGUAAGAACUCACUGUAAAAGACUGUACAGUUUUCCUGUUCACCUCCCAAAAUUUCAUGAGGUUCCUGCCUUUUACAGUGUAAUUUUGGCUUUUUUUGCAGGGCUCAGUUUUAAAUCCAAACAUUAAUCCUUGUUCUGACAGGCACAUUCUUUACCAUUCUUUAAUCCUGUGGUAUAUGUAGCAGAACAAUGAACAGAUGUGUGUGCCUUUUAAAAAUGUUUUAGAAAUACUGUGAGAUAGGAAGAGUAUGGUAUCCAGUUUUUAAUUUAUGCAGGUUUUUGUGCUCAUUAGCCCAUUAAAAUAGUCAUAGAUGAUUUGAAAGUGAAAAUUCUUGCAUUUAAGACUCAGAUUUUGUCUUUCAAGGAUAUAUUGACCUAGGUUAAUCACAAGUUAAUGGUAUUACAUGUAUUAAAUCAUGAAGAAUUGGCAGAAGUGCUAGUGUUUAAUUAAAAGCAACAGAAUUAUUUUAUCUUCUGAGAAGGUGAGGAUAUAUAAAGUAUAGCUCUGCAGUACAAAAUAAAGCAACAAAAAUUAAGUAAUUGCAAAGAAAAAAACAAUGUGAAAAUGCAUGUAAAUUAUGUGAAAAUGCCUGUGAAACAGCAGAAAACAGCAAGCUGUCUCUAUGAGAUAUAAACAAGGAAUAAUAUUAUCAAUGGGUCAUCUUAAGACGUCUUCAGUAAUG
Molecule: messenger RNA, 3339 nt
Organism: Catharus ustulatus (Swainson's thrush)
Lineage: Eukaryota; Metazoa; Chordata; Aves; Passeriformes; Turdidae
Product: vertebrate ancient opsin-like
Exons: 5
Coding region: 1-1161 (386 amino acids)
Biological process (GO): G protein-coupled receptor signaling pathway; phototransduction; visual perception
Cellular component (GO): membrane; photoreceptor outer segment
Molecular function (GO): G protein-coupled receptor activity
Source: RefSeq, a predicted model, not a curated record